AUGGUUCCAGCACCGCCUGCUGAUACCACAAAUGAUUUCCGCUUCAAAAUUCUCAAUAAUGAGGGCGCUGAUUUUACCAUACAUUGUCGAGAUGGUGAUCUUAAAAUAUCGAAAAGUGCGUUAUUCUUAAGCUCUGAUUACUUUCGCUUUUUGUUCACAGCAAAUGAUGAAGGAUUAAUGUCGAAAGAACAGUCAGUACCCGAUUACAAUCUGGAAUCCGUUCGCAAGGUAUUAGUGUUUAUGAUUACUGGUACAUUUGAGAUGCCAGAGAAUUUAACACCGGAAUUAGCUAAAGAACUAAUUGAUAUAGCAAUGCAUUUUAAACCCUUAAAUCGUGACGCGCUUAGAAAUACUAUUCAUCGUGCCCUCUGUAAAUUGUUAAUACAGAAUUUUUCAAUUUUGGAUAGGAUUGUUCAUUUUUUGGUGUUUGCGCACGAAAUGAAUCUAUCACAGUUGAAAAUAAUGUGUAUGUCAAUUAUCGUUUAUGAACAUUAUAAACGAUUCAAGCAGCAGUAUAAUGAGGAAUCACCGAAUGCGGAUCAUCGAGCGCUUCAUGAACGCUUGCGUCGGAGUGGCUUCUUUUUUACCGUCUCUCCACUGUCACGAAUUGACUCAAUCCGACGACAAUCUCUCAAAUGUCGACGAGUUCUUCGUUAUGGAGCGAAAUCGAAUUUACAUUCAUUCAAGAAUGAUACGAGGUGGAAUGAUGUGGAUUAA
Messenger RNA from Acanthocheilonema viteae, 717 nucleotides. The record is from the annotation of a GenBank genome assembly. Lineage: Eukaryota; Metazoa; Nematoda; Chromadorea; Rhabditida; Onchocercidae.